AUGGCUGCGCCUACCGUUCAAGCCCGCUAUCCUCCUUCGAUCGACCGUCCGGGUACGCGGCGGGACGACGUAGUCAUUCCCUCCAUAUCGAUUGCUGAACCUUGCACGAGAGAGCAAUGGUUGAGCAUGAAGGAUCUACCACCCAUGAGCUCCUUACCUCGUGUCCUGGUACCGAACCCGAAGGCAGUCCUGCGGCCUCCGAUCAUGCACUACGGAUGGUAUGCCAAUGAAGAAGCUUUACUGAAGCACGCACGCCAUACUCGCGUAGGACUGACGUUACCCGGCACGGUCUCCAUGCUCGAGAUCUUCCUCCGGAUUGCCACCGGGCAACGCGUUGAAGACGUGCGGCACGAGGAUGACGACGACAGAUAUGACGAUCGCCCCCAGAACCUGAGCAAUUUGCAGAAAAUUGCGAUGAUGCAGCUCGCGCUGACCGAUAUUGUCCGCACCUUGGACCCGAGCUGGCCGCGCGGGGCGCUGAUGAUCAUGGACACGUUCACUUCUGACGAGCGAUUCGUCGUGUCUCUGUAUACUAACCACGCGCUGGAGAAAGCGCCCUCUCCAGAGCAGAUAGAAGCCCUGCGCGUGCGGCUGGGAGAGAGUGAGCCGCCGAAAUGGUACUUGGAUAGAACGGUCUGGGGAUGGGCUCCCGAAGGAUGGCCCAGGGGGCCAGCUUCGGGCCCUGCUGGUCCCUCAACUCUCCUUCCCAACAAUGCAAGUGAUAACACGAGUACCGAUUGA
Sparassis crispa is the source of this 741-nucleotide messenger RNA. RefSeq lists its product as hypothetical. The transcript is spliced from 3 exons. Bases 1 to 741 code for a protein of 246 amino acids. The record is from RefSeq and is a predicted model, not a curated record. Lineage: Eukaryota; Fungi; Basidiomycota; Agaricomycetes; Polyporales; Sparassidaceae.